AUGGAAGACUCGUGGUUUGUAAAUUUACAUGUAGAUGGAGUAUCAGUAAAGUUCAAAGUGGACACGGGGGCACAGUGCAAUGUGAUGCCCAAACACCUGUAUGAUUCUGUUGUAAAGACCAAAGUGUUACAGCCAGGCCCACGAGUGACGGCAUACAAUCGUCAACCGGUGAGAGUGAUGGGACAACAGCGACUAAACGUCACGUAUAAAGGCCUCCAGUUUAAAGUGUUGUGCGUAAUAGCUGAGGAGGUGGACAUACCAGUGCUGGGGUUGCCGUCAUGCAAGCAAAUGAACGUUGUUAGAUUAGUUGACUCAGUGGAAAUUCCCCAGGCACUGAACAGCGGUUCGGAAAAGUCAAGGCAAGUCUCAAUUAACACUCUUCUCAACAAGUACGCAGCAAUGUUCAAAGGAAUCGGCAAACUACCUACCAAACAUCACAUUCAACUCAAGCAAGGAGUCGCUCCAGUAGUUCGUCCGGCUCGGAGAAUACCAUUCAAAAUUAGAAGUGCAGUGUUAAAGAAACUAAGUGAAAUGGAAAACCUGAGGCUAAUUCAAAAAGUCAGUGAACCAACGGAGUGGCAUUUCCAAGUUCCGUCGGCUCAGGAAAUAUUUGCAAGAAUAGGAAAAGCCCGCUAUUUUUGGACGCGACGUCCGGGUUUCUUCAAGUUCAGUUAA
This is a messenger RNA of Daphnia carinata, 675 nucleotides long. RefSeq lists its product as uncharacterized. Lineage: Eukaryota; Metazoa; Arthropoda; Branchiopoda; Diplostraca; Daphniidae. The transcript has 2 exons. The coding region runs from base 1 to 675 and encodes 224 amino acids. The record is from RefSeq and is a predicted model, not a curated record.